GGCGCCAGCCAAAUCGAGCCCCGCCCCCUCCUUUUUUUCUUUCCUCCCCCUGCCUUGCGCCGGCGGGGAGCCGGGCGCGAGCAGAGGAGGGAGGGCGGACGGGCGAGGAGUAGUGGGAGGGAGGGGGUGUCGUUUCGUGUGUCAGCGUCAGUCAGACGGCGCGCGAGCCCGCGGUGUUGCUGUGGCGGCUGCCCUCCUGCGAGCUGCGCCGUGAGGGCUCCAAACGUGAGGGGAGAAAAAAACAAAAAAACAAGUGCCCGCUCCUUUCCGUCGUUUGUUGGGGACGGCGACGGUGGUGGUGUUGGCGGCGGCGGCUCCCGGAGGAUCCUCCCGAGCGCGGGCUAUGACCUGCCUGCCCAGCUACUUGAGCGGCGGCAAUUCCUGCGCCGCCCUCCGCGCUUUCCUCAAAUCCUCGCGGCGACACCAGCCCCCUGCGCUGCCUCGGCGGCACCUCACCUUAACGCCCAGCCUCUUACGUUUGGCCGAGGCGGCGGCGGCGGCGGCGGCGCCUCCCUCCGCUGCCGCCUUCGGGCUCCCUCUCCCGUCGGCGCUGGCGGGGCGAGGGUCUCCUUCGCCGUCGCCCCCUCCUCCUCCUCCUCCCUGCCCCCCUCUGUCCCCGGCCUCUUCCUCGCACAGGUGCCUCAGUUCCGACGUCUCGUCUUCGGGGGUCGCCGGCGGCGCCGGGUUCCGCCCAGCCCGGGUGGUAGUGGUGGCCAAGACCACCCGGUACGAGUUCGAGCAGCAGCGGUACCGAUACGCGGGGCUCUCGGAGGAGGACCUCAAGCAGCUGCUUGCUUUAAAGGGCUCUAAUUACACUGGACUACUAGAGCGACAUCACAUUCACACAAAAAAUGUGGAGCAUGUUGUAGAUAGUUUAAGAAAUGAGAAGAUUGAGGUCCGACUUGUUAAACGCAGAGAAUAUGAUGAAGAGACUGUUCGGUGGGCAGAUGCUAUUGUAGCAGCAGGAGGUGAUGGCACAAUGCUUCUAGCAGCCAGUAAGGUACUGGACCGAUUAAAACCAGUUAUUGGAAUAAACACAGACCCAGAUAGAUCAGAAGGCCACUUAUGUUUACCUGUACGAUACACAUACUCAUUUCCAGAUGCCUUAGAGAAACUUUAUCGAGGUGAAUUUAGAUGGCAGUGGCGACAGCGCAUCCGAUUAUAUCUUGAAGGCACUGGUAUUAACCCUGUUCCUGUUGAUUUGCAUGAACAGCAGCUGAGUCAAGAACAACAUAGCAGGGCUCAUGUUAAUGGAAGAUUUCAGGAUCAUAAAUCUCAGAUUUCUGAACCACACCUCCUGCCAGUAAGAUCAUUAAAUGAAGUCUUUAUUGGAGAAUCUCUUGCAUCCAGGGUGAACUAUAAGUCCUGCAAACCCAGUUUUAAAUUCUCCCUUCAUAGGGCCUCUUACUAUGAAAUAUCAGUUGAUGAUGGUCCAUGGGAGAAACAAAAGAGUUCAGGUCUUAAUAUAUGCACUGGAACUGGAUCAAAAGCCUGGUCAUUUAAUAUCAACAAGAUAGCAAACCAGGCUGUGGAAGAAAUCCUGAUGAUUGCUAAAAGUUACGACAACUUAGACCUUCCACUGAGCAAGGAACUAGUACAGAAAGUAACAAAUAGAUAUAAUGAGUCACUGCUGUAUAGUCCAGAGGAACCCAAGAUGUUUUUUAGUAUACGCGAACCUAUUUCAAACCGUGUUUUUUCAAGUAGUCGGCAACGGGGCUUUGCUUCAAAAGUUUGCAUCCGAUCUCGUUGUUGGGAUGCCUGUAUGGUUGUAGAUGGAGGAACUUCAUUUGAAUUCAAUGACGGAGCAAUAGCAUCAAUAUUGAUCAACACAGAAGAUGCACUGCGUACUGUUGUGCUAGAAGAAUGAAGAAGUGAAAGCAUUCAAGCUUCUAAUCACAAAGAAGGGAUACAGCAUUAUUUCAGAUGUGAAAUUUGUUCUUCUGAUUAGAAAGGCAUUUGGGAAGCAAAUACUGAAGUGAUUUUUCAUUCCUUUUGGUUGAGAAAUUCUUGGGAAAUUUAUGUUUAUCACUUAUUGAAUCAUAUAAGAAAGUUAGCUAAAGGUUACAUCUCAAAAGGUCUAUCAACACUUUUAAAAAUCUUAAUAGAUUUGACUGAAUGCUUUUAAAAGCAAGGCAGGGGUUAAAAUCAAAUUGAUAUUAAACUGUACAGUUCUCUUGAAGCAGCCUAGUACCAAGUCAGCAAAAUGUCUUGAUUUUUUAUGUAUAUAUAUUACAUCAGUUUCUAAAAUUAUAUCAAAGAUAAUUAAGCUAAAAAGGCAGUACUCACACAUGAAAUGACUUUUGUAUACACCAACAAUUUUUGCUUUUCUAUUUUUUGUGUGUGUGUGUGUGUGAGACGUUAGAAAUGAACUUCCCUCCAGCUUUUGUACAGUUUAAUAGUCACACCUUAAAUCCGGAAUACCUGGUGUCUAAAGCUUAUUCUUAUUCUAUGGGAAAAAGCUAUGCAGGAAUGUAUUAAUACCAUCUGAAGCUCAGGGGGAGUGAAUUUAGAAGAGCUGGUUGUUGUAAAAGAGCUUGGUAGAUUUUUUGAGAGGUGACUCUGUAGAACCUAAUGUGUAGAGAGACUACCAUUUCUCUAAUGCCUUGUAGUUCCCAUGGAACUUAGAAAGCUCCAACUGUGCCCUUCUUCAUCAUGCUUAACAAUGUCACUGUACAGAGAAACUUGCCAAGGCACAUGUGUAUAUUGAAACUCCUCUGAGGACUUGGAUUUUUUUGGCUACAGCUACCAGAAAUCUAAAUGGGGAAAUUCUUAGUGGAAAAAAAAUCAGAAAGCUUCAGCUUAACAUGCAUGCUCCACAAGCUCCUCUCAGUUUUUCUCCUACCUUUGCUCAAGGCAGGCUUUGCUUUUUCUCUCUCCUGUUUGUGGCCUUUUAUACCUCUCCUUCCUUUCAAACUUCCUUUUCUUUAUUCCUAAAUCUAAUUCAACUUUCCCUUAAAAUAUUGUUCUCCCUUCCUUCUACCCCAAUCCUAAUCACCCGUUGACAAAAAAGUGGCAGAAGCCUGACAUAAGAAGCGGUUAAGAUUUGUGUCGAAAGAACCAUGCCCUUGAAGAAAUAUACCUUUCUAUUUGUAUAGCAUAUGAGAUUGCUCACCUCCCGAAACCUGUCCCUAUCAUUGCCCAUUCCAUCAUUUCUGUAGCUUUCUCUCCAGAUGCUUCCCUGGAAGAAAUUUGUGAAGCAGCUACUUGGACCCACUCUUUCACAAUCAUAAGAAACAACUUGUUUCUGAAGCAUCGGAUCUUCUCCCUCCGUAUAGACCUAGAAUACACUUGGGAGGUCCCAUUCCUGAAUGGCUUCUUCCCUCAGACUGGAAAUGGAACAUUGACUUACCUCAGUGAAGGUCAACUCUAGUCUGUGUGGAGGAAACAUCCAGAGCUACCCAAUUGGUUGUUGACUUCAUUUCUGCCUUAAUUCACUGUCAUUUUCUAAUAUUUUCUACUAACUUCCCUAUCAAGUUCAACUCUUCUAUGCUAGCUGGGGAAGGAAAACUGGGAGGAGCUUGUGGAUUAUGUCUGUUAAGGUGUUCUAAGUUUAUUCUCGUUACAUUGCCUUGGUCUAGGAAGGGGAUUAAUCCAUUCCUGGAUAUCUCCCUCCCUGCAAAUCCAAAUGGACCUUCGUAAAGGUAAACCAGUGUUCUAUUUUCCUCAGUUUAAGUGAUGUAUUGCAUUUCUUCUCUGGCAAAAGUGAAACACACUUAAAAUAAUCCCAAGUAUCUAGUUCUCGUAGUGCUUUUUUCGUAUCAGACAGAAGUAUCUUCUGCAAAAGGGUUUUCACUACAUGCCUUGUGAUUCUAUUCAUAGCAGAUCUUAGUCAAUAUGUUCCAUUCCAAAGAAAUCAGGAACUUCAUUCUAUUUGAUUACAUCCAUUAUGUGCAAGCCAGAAAGAAAAGUACCGUCUCCAGCUCUGCCUCAGGAGGACCAGCUGGUGCUGCUGAUUGGCCCAAGGCAGAACAGGGAGAGUGGUAUGCCUAAAUAGCAGACUAGAUGAUAUUGCCUCCCAGGUGGGACAGGCAGAUGGCUUCCCACACCACUCCAAAGAGGAACAAAUGGCCUAUGCUAAUGUACUGAAAGUACACUGUAUCAUUCCUUUUUAAAUUUCAGAUUUGUCAGGCUGUUUGUGUGUUGUUAAACAGGUACAAAUAGAAAUGUAAUCUCCAAUUGUGAAAUAGAUACCCAAGCAUCUUGAAAAGCACUGACUUGUUUCAGUGAAACCUGUUUGUGAUGUCUUUAAAGAAGUACAGAUGUGACCAAUUUGAACAAAUGCCAUAUUUUGGGGGCUCUUUUUUGGGGGGAAUAUAAAGUACAACAAACCAUAGAAAUGUGACACAGCCACUUGUUCUACCUUGUUUAUUUACAUUAAUUGUAUGGUACGCUCUAGGUAUUUAGUAGUGUGAUUGAUUGACACUAACUCAACCUAGGUACAGUGCAAAUGGAUUGCAAAGAAUAUUGCCAAAUACAUUUACAUUUGCAGUAUUAGUAAUGGACCCUCAAUGUGAGUAAAUAAAUGAAUGCGUUUUUCAUUAAUUACAUAGGUAAAACCUUGAACAGAGAUUCAUCUUCAGGACAUGAAGACAAAAGUUAGAUAAUUCAGAAAUAGUACUGAGAUAAGUUACAUUAGACUGUUUUAUAGGACUGGAUAAGCUAUUUAGGAGGCAGAGUAAUAGUAAAUUGCUUACAUUGAAAUAUACAGAUUUCCCAGCUCUUUAAACUACAUUAUGAGAAACUAAAGUUAGUUUGAAAGCUCUUACUUAAAUUCUAUGUGCUGUGAAAUGAUGUGUUAGAGCAGUAAUUCCCAACUUUGGGUAACCCAGGUGUUCUUGGACUACAAUUCCUAGAAGCCUUCACCACCAGCUGUGCUGGCUGUGCUUCUGUUCGAAGUUAUUUAACUUUGGGUUACAUAGAGAUCAGUGAGGUUUCCUUCCAAGUGUAAAUUUUUAAAGGCCUGAAUGCAGUGAUGCACUUGUGUUGCAACUCCAGUAUAACAGAAUAUGUCACCUAGAAGCCAAUGCUGUAGGAUUUCUGAAUGUCUGUGGUGGCAGUUGUAGUGGAGUGUGGAGAUCAGUAGCCUCCUAGUUCUGACAUAAAUAGUUUUGUCAGCAAGAGAAAAAAAUACAGAGCAUGAAAGUGUUCUGAAAUUAUACAUUUGAAGUUAAGAAAGAUGUGAAAUGAUUGAAGCUGUAAUAUUUUGUGAGUUUCUUAAAGUUAAAUUUAAACUUGGAGUGUGUUUUUGCAAAAUGGUGUCACUUGAAGAACCUAAUCAGGUUGUAUUCCUUGCCUAUGAAGGGAUAUGCCAUGUGAUUUUCCUACAUACCAGUAUGUGUCACAUGUACAGAGAUACUUCAUUUCUGUAGUGCUGCCUUGCAUUUUCUGCCUACAUGUAAGUGAGGGGAAGAUAGCUCAGUCCAGCUUUCUACUAGACCAAAAGCCUCUACUGUGCCAACAUAAUGGUUAAGAAGCAUUAAAUGGAAAAAUUGACACUAUUGCCGAUCUUAUAAAAUGUGAAUCAGCAAGUGGCUUUACAAAACCGGUGGGGGAAAAGGAAUAGUUCUAAUAUACUGUAAGCCUUUCAAAAGUCCAAAUGGUAUCUGUCUUUUGAGGUGAUUUAUCUGACAUGGUUUUUACAGAGAUACAAGAUUUCACAUUUGAAGUGUUCUUGGGUGUCUUGAUUUGGAACACACAACUAUCGUGAACCUGAGGAGUGUUCCCAUCAGACAUGUUUUAAAAAUUUCACCGGGGGAUUUUUGAGUAGUAUGAGUUCCCAAAAAGCCACUUUAAUCAGCUUCCUCUUUUCUAAGCCAAAAGGAAAAAAGGGCCUUUUUUGUGAGUAGGGUUUAGUAGGCAACUAAUGGUUUUUAGAUACACAAGUCUUUCCAGGAUCUCUCUUCAGUAGCUUAUGCUUGGUACACUGUGGAGAGAUGGAGCCUUUCCUGUGUGGGCAGGAGCUUUUAAAGUCUCUGUCUCCCCUCCUCUGGUAAGUCUUUUAUGGCUCUGGGAAAUGGGGAUUGGAGAAAGAGAACAUGGGAAUAAUUGUUGGUUGAAGAAUCCAGAUUAUUUUCAGAUUUGUUGGCUAGCAGACUGGAGUGCUAGGUGGUCACAUCUCUACUCCUAUAAUCUGUUGUUUCUCUUUAGGGUUCUAAAUUGCUCUGGAUUUGCUUAACGUAUUUUUUCUUUAUCCCUUUCCAACAGUUUCACCACCACGAUCCUGUUGCUUAUGUAGAGAAUGAACAGGAGCUCAUGGGGAUGGAUUUAGCUUGGGAAGAGUAGAGGUGCUUUAAAUAAUUUCAAUAGAUUUGUUUGCUCUUCCCUAGCUGCAUUUAAUCCCCUCAAGAGCUGAGAGAUCAAUUGCAGAUCUCCCACCCAAAGAUUUAUUUUUGCUCUAGUAACAGCAUAAACUUGUGAAAGCAAGACAACCUAUAGAAAGACAAUUUACUCUAUUUAAAGAGUUCCCUAGAUUGCUUUGGGCUAAAAGUCACAAGGCCAUUUAUAUAGUAGGCUAGAACAACUGGAAUUAUUCCAAACACAAGAAUCAACGUAAUGCAAUUAAAACCUCUCAAAAUUGUUUAAUUCCAGUAUAUCACUGUUCUUACUAAUAUUUCAAGCUGGAUUCAUUUUAUUAAAGAUGUUGAAAUUUGGAUUUACUAAGAAAUAAUGUAUGCCGUGGUUUGUAAUUCAGUGUAAUAAAGGUGAGUUUAUGUUUUUGAA
Messenger RNA from Pogona vitticeps (central bearded dragon), 6720 nucleotides. It is a transcript of the gene NADK2, whose product is annotated as NAD kinase 2, mitochondrial. The record is from RefSeq and is a predicted model, not a curated record. NCBI's taxonomy places the organism in Eukaryota, Metazoa, Chordata, Lepidosauria, Squamata, Agamidae. Gene Ontology annotation, molecular function: NAD+ kinase activity. Gene Ontology annotation, biological process: NAD+ metabolic process; NADP+ biosynthetic process. Gene Ontology annotation, cellular component: mitochondrion.